Molecule: messenger RNA, 2157 nt
Organism: Ruditapes philippinarum (Manila clam)
Lineage: Eukaryota; Metazoa; Mollusca; Bivalvia; Venerida; Veneridae
Exons: 2
Coding region: 26-976 (316 amino acids)
Source: RefSeq, a predicted model, not a curated record
ACACGCUAACGUUAAAGUGCAAUUAAUGGAAAUUUCAAAAUCAUACGUCUUCCUUUUCACUAUAACAUUCGUUUUAAUAUUUAUAACUUGUUUUCUUACAAAACUUGGUGCUCGUCAUGAGACAUUUCUCAACUAUAAUUCAAAAACGAAAAAUCAAAGUGUUGGAAUAUUGGAAAAAGAAGCGAGAAAGGGCAAUACAACUGAAGAAGAGAAAAAUGGAACGUGCGAGUUUUGUUUUAAACGUGUUCCAAAUCUCAUUGUACAGUAUGGCACACCUCGUACAGCGACAACUUUACAAUUUCAUUUAUUGUGUUUAAUGAUGGCUUUUCUACAUGAGGAUGAGAAGAAUUCUGUUGGUUGUUAUUUUAAUAGGUUUGAAACAAACAAUAAGUAUAGAGUUAUAAAACGACACAGCAUACCCGAUAAAGCGUUGUAUUUCAUACCCGCUGGUUCUUGGGUUUUUAUGACUUCCAAAGGUCCAUUGACAAAGCCAAAACAAGACCAAGUGAGAAGAUUGAAACAAAAGCGAAUAGCUUUUCCAUAUAUUGCAGAUGUUAAUCUUGUCUCAAAAAGGAGUCAUUUUAUCGCAUAUGAAUAUCAAAAAUUCUUUGGUUUAUCAAAUCAAAAUAUGACACAUGUCGUGGAAUAUUUGCGAUACUGGGAUAUUCUUCGGGUUUGUUGUGGAAUGCAAAUGUCAGGGGAUUGGCGCAAUCAUCUAGCACCAAAGAAAAAUUACAGGAAUCACCACGACCCUCACAGUCUAUCAUACCCUGCUUGUGAAAUGUAUAAUAUAAGUAAUGUUGAAGCCCUGCUUCUUAAAACACAUGCAUACAAGACAUUUUCCAGUCAUUCUUCAUUGAAGAACUUUCUUGGAAAACCGUCACUAGUUGACGGAAAUUUGGAUGGAAGUUAUUGCAAACGCUGCAAUGCCAAGAUUUCCAAAUUUAAAUUGUCUUUUAAUAAAAGAUGCGUAUAAUGUUUUGCGUUUCAAAAAAGGCAUAGGUAUGUUUUAUUUAAUAUUUACAUAAAGUUUUGAUGAUCCAUGAACAAGAGGAAAUUAACACAAUUCUUUAAACAACUCUUGAGCGGAAAGCGACUUGUUGUGAUCUGAUAUGAGUUGCCAUUCGAUUCUAAGAGGUUAAACCGAGUCUUUUAAAACUAUUGAAAAGAUGUACAUUUUAGUGAUGGAUGACAUGAUUAACUUUGCCAUUCAUCAAUAUAAACAAAAAUAUAUAAAAACAUUCACAUUCAUCAGCUUUACACUUAAGGGCCAAUUUAAGAUUACUCGCUUUGUUGCAAAACAUUUUUUUUACAUACCAUUAUUAACAUGUUUUCUUGUCUCCUUAUACAAAUAAUGGACUGUGCAACUGUCUGCAGUUUACCAAGAUUUGAUAUCGUGGAACCAGGAUAAAAUCAAAUCAUGUGCAAACACGUUUCAUUUGUAAAUAGCAACGGUAAAUCUGAAAGGGAGCUGUUUCACACGGAACAAAACGCAUUUGUGCUGCAUUGGAUUGUAAAAAAAACAUCUGAAUUAUUUUUCAAUCUAUCUGUUUGUUUACUUUUAGAAACUAGGAAAUAAGUUUGUUUUGAAGAAAUUUGAAUGUAUACGUAUAUUUUAAGUUGUGUUUCUUUUUCUUUUGAGAUGAGUUGGAUAGUGCUGUGCGGCUUCAAAAAUAUUAAUAGCCGCCAUUUAUAUAGUAUAGCGAUGUCACACGUGUGUUUCUUAUUUUUAUGCUUUAAAUGACAUAUACAUGUAUACUAUAUUUAUGCUCAAAUUUGAUUUUUUUUCAAUUUUUAUUAAAAGUUUAGAUAUCAUUUAAUUGGUAUAAGAUUAAUAAAGUUCCAGGCAUUAGGAGAAAACAUUACAAACGUGUCAGCUUUGUCUAUAUUUAUGUAAAUACAUGGUGUCGGAUUCCUGGCACAAUGUGACAUAGAUUUAAGGGUACCCGUCAUGUCGCAGUAUAAAACGAGUUCUAUUAGUACUACGUAAUGGAAUUUUCGUGUCGUUAUGCUUCCUCUUUAUUUAACAACUGCGCAGAUCUAAACAGAAAUUCGUCUACGUAGCAAUUGUUUGGUCAUUCUAAAAGUAUGCAGUGCACAGCUGACCAUUCCUCCACAGCCGUUUUACGCCUGCGUAAAACCUCGCUUGUACAUAUU